Messenger RNA from Glycine soja, 1649 nucleotides. Its product is annotated as actin-related protein 7-like. Bases 125 to 1210 code for a protein of 361 amino acids. The transcript has 7 exons. The record is from RefSeq and is a predicted model, not a curated record. Gene Ontology annotation, biological process: anatomical structure morphogenesis. Gene Ontology annotation, cellular component: nucleus. Lineage: Eukaryota; Viridiplantae; Streptophyta; Magnoliopsida; Fabales; Fabaceae.
AAUUUUAAAUAAAAUAAUAAUUGGGCGUAACCAGAGGUGGAGAGGGAAAAGAGUUGAAGACUUGAAGUGAAGAAAGAAAGAAUUGAGAAAGGAUAGGGUUUAGGGUUGGCAAAGGAAGGAAGGGAUGGAAGCAGCUGUGGUGGACGUCGGCUCUAAGCUUCUCAAAGCGGACUUUGCAAUUCCUGACCAGACUCCCGCCAUGAUAAUUCCCACUCAGAUGAAGCAAUUGCUCGAUGAUGGAUCAGUCACUGAUAGUUCACUGGCUGACAAUGUCACCGUUGAUCCCGUCGUGCGAGGAUUUAUUAGAGAUUGGGAUGCCAUUGAAGAUUUGUUGCACCAUGUUUUGUAUAGUGGCCUCGGAUGGGAAAUUGGCAAUGAAGGACAAAUACUAUUUACUGAUCCACUUUGUACCCCUAAGGCGAACAAAGAACAGUUGGUGCAACUAAUGUUUGAAACAUUCAACAUCUCAGGGUUUUAUGCCUCAGAACAAGCAGUGUUAUCACUCUAUGCUGUGGGACGUAUCUCAGGCUGCACUGUUGAUAUUGGACAUGGAAAAAUAGAUAUUGCACCGGUAAUUGAGGGUGCUGUUCACCACAUUGCCUCAAGAAGAUUUGAGUUUGGAGGUACUGACCUAACUAAUUUCCUGGCUCUAGAACUUGGCAAGUCCAAUCCACAAGUAAAUAUCAGCAUGUCUGAUGUGGAGAAAAUAAAAGAGCUGUACUCAUGCUGUGCUGAAGAUGAAUUAGCUUAUCAGAAGACCGGAUAUUCUUGUCCUGUGGAGAAGCACACCCUUCCUGAUGGACAGGUAAUAACAAUUGGGAGAGAAAGAUAUACUGUUGGGGAAGCUUUAUUCCAGCCAUGUCUACUGGGUUUAGAGGCUCAUGGCAUUGUUGAUCAGCUUGUCCGUGCUAUUUCAACUGUGUCAUCUGAUAAUCAACGGCAGCUGCUGGAAAAUACUGUGGUUUGUGGUGGCACUUCUUCUAUGGCAGGUUUUGAAGAGAGAUUUCAGAAGGAAUCUAGCUUAAGUUCAUCUGCUGUUCAACCUACACUCGUUAAGCCUCCAGAAUAUAUGCCAGAAAAUUUAACCAUGUAUUCUGCAUGGGUGGGAGGUGCCAUACUUGCCAAAGUGGUUUUCCCUCAAAAUCAGCAUAUAACUAAGGCAGACUAUGAUGAAACUGGACCUUCCAUUGUUCACCGGAAAUGCUUCUAACAGUAUCUAUCCACAUGGUUUCAACAACUAUUUAUUCCUCUGCAUCUACUGGUACUGUAACAUGCUGUAAUAGCUGUAUAUUCCAAGUGCUAGAUGUCGUGUAUAUCUUAAAAGCUGCAGCGAUCUCCAUUAAUGCAAUCUUCUCACUCUGCAUGACUUCCCAGGUAGCAGUGGAAGAUUUCCGUAAAUACCUGUUCCUUAAACAUGCAUAUGUUGGAGCUCUAGGAGCUUGCAUAUCUUUGUAAUGUGGAUAUCUCCUGUAAAAUAUUCAUUUUGGCCAUUUGUAACCUUGUAGCCUGUAGCUACUAGCUACACCUCUUCUAGCACACCCCUUUGUUCCUUUUAUAUGAUAGUUUGGAAUUUAUGUUUUAAUUUAUGAAUUAAUAAUAUAUCUUGUAUUAAUGUUUUAAUAAUAGUUUGGAAGGAAAGUUAUAGGCAA